Ixodes scapularis (black-legged tick) is the source of this 2049-nucleotide messenger RNA. Its product is annotated as neprilysin-like. Gene Ontology annotation, cellular component: plasma membrane. Gene Ontology annotation, molecular function: metalloendopeptidase activity. The record is from RefSeq and is a predicted model, not a curated record. Lineage: Eukaryota; Metazoa; Arthropoda; Arachnida; Ixodida; Ixodidae. Gene Ontology annotation, biological process: protein processing. The transcript has a single exon. The coding region runs from base 1 to 2049 and encodes 682 amino acids.
AUGCCUGCGAGUGCUGCGAUAAUUAUAUCGUCCUCUCUGGCCUACGCGACCCUCAUGUUGACCAUUCACUUCAUUGCCAAUACGAUUUUCCCGUGGUGCGCGUACUCGUCGCGCUGCUUCAAGUUCGACCACGAACUGCGGGCUAGCAUCGAUUCCAGCGUGGACCCGUGUGACAACUUUUACGGUCAUGUCUGUGGACGUUGGACGAACGUGCACCCAACAGAAGGCAGCCAGCUACAGUUUCUGCAAAAGCGAACAUUACUCUGGCUUCUAGAGGCCAUUGAGAAGACCGUUCCCUCGCCACCAAGCUCCGCAGUCGACAAAAUCAUCGCGGGAUACCAGAAGUGUCUCGCCGUUUUCCGAAAUGGUAACGAGAAAUCUGAAGCCAUUCGUAGAAUGUUUGAACCUUAUUCUUACGAGUGGCCAUCCCUCUCCUUGUCCACAAGUUUCGACUUUCUCGACUUUACGGUCGGACUUGCCCUCGACUAUGGAAUCCACGUCGUCAUCGGACUGGAAAGCACGCCGUACCUGCAGACCGAUCAAGGUUACUCGCUCUACGUACAUGGACUUAAUAACAUCACGGACGCCAAUAUCGGGGGCUGGAGUGACAUGACAAAUUGCAUCCGAUCAUUCAGCCCGAAAUCAAAUGUCGACGUCGGAAAGGUAAUUGAAUUGCUUGAACUCGGCCGUAGAAACAUUAGAUUUCUGUUUCUUGGGACACUUGUGUCAUCCUUGGCAGCGAACGAUCAGUCGUAUCCGAAGUACAUCACGUUGCAAGAUUUCGCAAAUAACAAGAAUCCGUCUCUCUCGGUUGCGAAUUGGGUUCGAGUAAUUAACAAACAUUUGCCGACUUCCAAUCACGUCAACCCUGAUUCUCCAAUCUUAACGACAUCCGAUUUUUCGAGUCGUCUUCUUACCCAUCUGGCGCUGUUCUACGCUAACAAAAUGGAGGAGCUCAUGCUGUACCUUGGCUGGAAAGUGAUCAAUAUCCUUGCCCACGCGUUUUCUUUUCACUGUGCCAGGAUAGCAUCAGGCUACAGUGACACUUUUCAAACUGCUUUUCAAUGCCUUUCUACUGUAAACUCCCUUGCACCGUUCGCUGUAUCCCAGUUGCUUUAUCAAGGCUUAGUCACGCCAGAAGAUUCGAAAUUCUCGAAGACUAUUGACGACACCAUACGGAAAGAAACCCAGAGCUCUUUUCAGAGGCUCUCAUGGAUGGAUGCACAGACGUUACUUGCGGCCACCGACCGUUUGACAAAAAUCACAGGCAUUCACGGCUCACCGUCCCAUCUACUCAACAUGACUGCUUUGAAUGCCUACUACGACUACUUACCUUUGUUCGAAAAGCCCUUCGUCGAAGAUCUAUUAGGAGCCCUAUCGGAAAAGUUCAACAUGCGCAAACGGCUUUUCGGCUCUCAACUCACAGUGAGUCGAGAGGACAUGGAGGCAUCGAUGAUUGAGGUAAACGCCUUUUACGCGGCCAUGUUCCACACAAUUGUCAUCAAAACUGGCCUCAUUCAGCCUCCUCUGAUUGACCUCAGUCUUCCUCACGUGGUCAGCUACGGAGGCUUGGGUCGGAUGAUCGGCCAUGAACUGUCACACGCAUUCGACCCGCAACGAUAUAAUUUCAGUUAUCGUGGUGGCAAGUCGCGGUGGUACAGCGAUGCAUGGGACAGGGAAUUUCACAGCAGGUUGCACUGUCUCAGUACACAAAUCAACGAGGCAGCCAACAGCCGAACACUGGGCAAGAACACGCUUGACGAGAGUUUCGCCGACAGUGUGGGUAUGGAGAAAGCAAUCCUAGCCUACCAGACCCUUCCCAAGGGACCGACGCAGUUUGGCUACACUCAAGACCAGAUGUUCUUUGUAGCCGGCUGUUUCGGAUUCUGCUCUUCUCGUGGUUAUACAGUUAUCCCAGCCUCAAUAUACCCACCUCCUGCGUUGCGCUGCAAUCUGCCGGCCAUGAACCUUCGGGAGUUUGGUUUUGCUUUUAAGUGCGCCCAGGGUGCGCCGAUGAACCCAAUAAGGCGCUGCAGCUUCUAUUCCUAA